UGAUGGGAGGGGGUUUCAUCAUGGCUGACAUCAUCAAUGAAACAGAGAAACGUUAUUUGUCAGCAGCAGCAACAGAAGCGCCACAGGAAGCAGAGAGACGACCACAGACAGACUGCUGCACACAUACACGUACGACAGCAAUGACUUCCUAAAUUCAGAUUUCACCAGUACCAAAAUACAUUAAAAGCGACAGGACUGAACCAGGACAGUGUAUGAUGGAGAAACAGCCGUACUUGUCUGGACCAGACGGUGCGGUGCCGCCGCCGGUGCCCAGAAAACCGCGAACGCUUGCAACAGGAAACAUUGCAUCUCGACAGGACAGCGUCGAUUCAUUAGAGAGCCCUGGAUCUCAUGUUGAAUGGUGCAAACAGCUGAUAGCAGCCACUAUCUCAAGCCAGAUCUCCAGCCCGAUGGCUCCAGAUGCAGUAAAUCGUGAAUCCAGGAUUGGAAAGAAGAUAGAUUUCAGGUCUCAAGACUCUGAUGAAGAACAUGACUAUCAGUGUGACAGUCUGAGCUCUGAGCUGCCCUUUCACCCUCCGCAGGUAUUCAAAGAUGUACGAAGGCCUGUGCCUAGUGAUGAAGUCCCGUUGGUCCCUGGAGAAACAAUCAAAACAACUGUUAAAGAUGUGAUGUACAUCUGUCCUUUCACUGGAGCUGUGACAGGCACGCUGACGGUCACAGACUACAAACUCAACUUCAUCAGUCUAGAAAGGGAAAUUCCUUUCAUGCUGGAUGUAAACCUCUGUGCCAUUAGCAGACUGGAGACUAUCAGCGUACAAAGUCAUGGAGAAAAUACUACUGGCAUGGAGAUCGUCUGUAAGGAUAUGAGAAGCCUCAGGUUUGCCUAUAAAAAGGAUGAGCAGAGUAAGCAGGAGAUUUUGGAGACUUUGACCAAGUAUGCUUUCCCCCUGUCCAAUGAACUGCCCCUCUUUGCAUUCCAAUACAAGGAAGAGUUUCCAGUGGAUGGAUGGAAGGUUUAUGAUCCGGUGACGGAGUACAAAAGAAUGGGUUUGCCAACUGAGAGCUGGACAGUCCGUAAGAUCAACAGUAAUUAUGAAGUGUGUGACACUUAUCCUGCCUUACUUGUUACUCCUAAAAGCAUUGAAGAUGAUGAGAUCAAACGAGUGGCAUCUUUCAGAGCCAAACAUCGCAUUCCGGUCCUCUCCUGGAUCCACCCAGAAACUCAGGCUACUAUAGUGCGCUGUAGUCAGCCUUUGGUGGGACCCAAUGAUCGUCGGUGUAAGGAAGAUGAGCAUUACCUUCAAACCAUCAUGGAUGCCAAUGCACAGUCCCAUAAACUCACCAUAUUUGAUGCCCGGCAAAACACUGUAGCUGAUAAUCAUAAGGCUAAAGAUGGAGGUUAUGAGAAUGAGAAUUUCUAUCUCAACAUGGAGCUCAAUUUCUUGGAGAUCCCAAACAUUCAUGUGAUAAGAGAGUCUCUGCGUAAGCUGAAAGAGGUGGUUUACCCCACCAUCGACGAUCAACGCUGGCAUUCAUCCAUAGAUGCCACACACUGGCUGGAGUACAUUCGAAUUUUGCUUGCGGGUGCAGUACGGAUUGCAGAUAAGGUGGAGUCGAAUAAGAGCUCUGUGGUGGUUCACUGCAGUGACGGCUGGGACCGUACGGCUCAGCUCACCUCUCUGUCCAUGCUGAUGCUGGACUCUUACUACAGAACUCUCCGGGGCUUCCAGGUGCUGCUGGAGAAGGAAUGGAUCAGCUUCGGACACAAAUUCGCUUCGCGUGUCGGUCAUGGAGAUGAAAAUCAUGCAAACUCUGAGCGUUCCCCUCUGUUUGUGCAGUUUAUUGACUGUGUUUGGCAAAUAAUGAGACAGUUUUCCUCUGCCUUUGAAUUCAAUGAGCUCUUCCUCAUCACCAUUCUGGACCACCUCUACAGCUGCCUGUUUGGUACAUUUCUCUACAAUAGUGAACAGGAGAGAGUAGAAAAGGAAGUGAACCGCAAGACGGUGUCUCUGUGGUCUUACAUCAAUAGUCAGCCAGAAGACUUUACUAACCCAUUUUAUGUGGACUAUGAAAACCACGUGCUAUACCCUUCAGUAAGUCUAAGGCAUUUGGAGCUGUGGGUUGGAUAUUACGUGCGCUGGAACCCCCGCAUGAGAUCACAGGUGCCUGUACACCAGAAUCUAAAGGAGCUGUUGUAUUUGCGUACGGAGCUUCAGAAGAGGGUAGAUGAACUUCAAAAAGAAGUAUCUUCAUCAAACUCAGCCUCCUCUUCAUCAGAUCAUGCAUAUUCUCCCUCACAUGGCGGAACGCCCCUACACACCACUGCUUAAAAUACAUAAAAGGUCAAAUCACUGGUAAUGUGACAUCUAUAUGUUCAUUUAUUUUUUACUGAAUAAUGGAUAGGGCAGAAUGUAGAAAGGCCCAGCACUUAAACACUCAGGCAAAAACUUGCAUGAAUACAAAAGUGGACAGUCUUCCACAGAAUAGUUUGUGUAUUUACAGUUUUUAUAGGCAUACUAUUGAACAGAUCAUCAUUUUAAUUUAAGUUAUAAAAUAGCCCAAUUUUUAGCAUGUUAAAUUUCCCUAUAUGUUUUUUUCUUAAUAAUUUAUAAGAAUGUAGCUCAAGUAAUAUGUGUUUUUUUUUUCACUUUUACAGUAUUUUUAUCAUUUGAUUGUUUCUGUGCCAAUCCAGUAUGACUUUUUAUAUUUUUUACACUAGUUUUAUUUAUAAAAUCUUCUUGUAAGAAGAGUAUAACUUGUGUUCAUGUUUAAGGUAGAAUAAAUGAAGUAGGAUAGUUGUUUAAAGAUUAUUUUGUGAUAGAGAAUGAUGAUUGGGUCAGGAGGAAAUACUGCUGUUACUGCCAUUUUUGAGUCAUAAGCACUUGUUAGUAUAAAGAUUGAAGCCUAAUGUUGCAUACUGUACUACUGACAUUUAUGUUUACAUUCACUGUAAUGGAGGGCAAGCGGGUUUGGAGAAUGCACUGUAAAGUAAAAGAGGAAGAAUCAGAACCGUACUCCCUCUGUUGAUCAUGUAUGUUUGUUUUAUAUUUAAAAUCUGUAAAAAAUAAUAAUUAUGCUUGAUCUUUGAGUUAACACAAAGUAUUUCUGAGGAACUUUUUCAUAUUGAGCAAGAAUCCUUUACAAUCUGCAGUUAAAGGGACCCUUGGUGUUUUCAGCAAUAUUAAAGUUUCAGCUCAGAUCUUAAAUUAUACGAUGUUGAACAUUUGUGUAUGCGAUGAAAGACAUGCUGUUUUGUGUGUGUUUCUUUAAAUGCGAAGAAAGCUUCUGUUCCCAUCCCCGAAUGCAAAUUAGGGGGUAGAGCGCUUACACAUGUGCUUUGGACUACAUCAAAACAUGUGUCUCUGGCAGAAAGUUGAAUUACGUGCUCAUAAGGCGGAGUCUGUGAACGAUUAUGGUUGGGGCGUAAUUAAUUUGAUAUCACACACACACAUGUGUGACUAUUGCUGUUUAAAGGAGAUUACACAAAGAAAAUAAGAUGGAUUUGUAUAAUUACAGAAUGUUUCUGCACACACACACUGGAGACUCAUUUUAUUUAAAAGUGCAUUUUCUGGGUUGGGGGCUUUAAGGGUUGCCAACUUUCUGUACUUCCACUUAGAAUUAUUUAAUGAAGGGUUUUUUUACUUUACAAGUGAGCAACAAUUCAGAUCAUUUUAACAAGUCAGGCUAUGCACCUUAAAGGGAUGUUCACCCAAAAAUUCUGUCAUCAUUUACUUACCCUCAUGUUGUUAUAAACCUCUAUGAAUUUCUUUGUUCUGAUGAACACAGGGGAAGAU
This is a messenger RNA of Paramisgurnus dabryanus, 3755 nucleotides long. RefSeq names its product myotubularin related protein 1a (gene mtmr1a). Gene Ontology annotation, cellular component: cytoplasm; membrane. The record is from RefSeq and is a predicted model, not a curated record. Gene Ontology annotation, molecular function: phosphatidylinositol-3,5-bisphosphate 3-phosphatase activity; phosphatidylinositol-3-phosphate phosphatase activity. Gene Ontology annotation, biological process: phosphatidylinositol dephosphorylation. Lineage: Eukaryota; Metazoa; Chordata; Actinopteri; Cypriniformes; Cobitidae.